AUGAGCUUCAGCGGCGGCCCCGGCGGUCUACUCUACCAGUACAUAUUUGUCUGGAUCGGCACCCUCUGCACGGCUCCCACCGCAGGCGGCCAGUACCACUGGGUGUCGAUGCUGGCGCCCAAGCCGUGCCGAAACUUCCUCAGCUACAUCACGGGGUGGCUGACGAUCCUGUCCUGGAUCGCCACCAUUGGAGCCGGCGCGUUCCUGGCCGGAUCCAUGAUCCAAGGCCUGUGUCUUGUCAACUGGAGCGGCUUUGCCUUGGUCAUCAAGCCCUUCCACGGCACUCUGAUCGCGUGGGCCGUCAUCAUGGUUGCCGUCUUGUUCAACACGGUCGUCGCGGGCCUGCUUCCCAGGGUUGAAGGCGCCUUCCUAAUCCUGCAUGUGCUGGGCUUUUUCGGCAUCCUGAUACCCCUGCUAUACUACUCGCCCAAGGGAUCCGGCUCCGACGUCUUUUCCACAUUUAUGAACGAGGGUGGCUGGCCGACGUACGGGAUAUCCUUCAUGGUGGGAACCGGAGGGCUGGCCUUUGCCUUUGCCGGCGCCGACGCCGCCGUUCAUAUGUGCGAGGAAAUCACCAACGCGGCAAUCAACGUCCCCCGCGCCAUUGCCAGCAGCGUCGUCGUCAACGGCUCCCUCGGUCUUGGCAUGCUCGUCGCGGUUCUCUUCUGCAUGGGCGACGCCCAAGCCGCGCUCGAGGCUGCCGACACCAUCAUCUUCCCCUUCAUCUACAUAUUCAUCCAGGGUACCGGAUCCGUGGUCGGCAGCUCCGUCAUGACCUCGAUACUCAUCGCCCUGGCCGUCAGCGGCACCGUGGGCUUCAUCGCCACGGCCUCUCGUAUGAUUUGGUCGUUUGCGCGCGAUCGCGGGCUGCCCUUUUCGCGCAUGCUGAGCCAGUACCGAUGCAAGGUCCAUCGCCGCUCAUCGGUGCCCGUGUGGGCCAUCGCCGUCGCAAGCAUUGUCCCCUGCCUGCUGAUCCUCAUCAACAUCGGCUCCAACACCGUCUUCAACGGCGUCACGUCGCUUACCCUCGUCAGCUUGUACAGCACCUACUUCAUCUCGCUGGCGCUGCUGCUCCAUCGCCGGCUCGGCUCGACCAUCAAGCUGCCUUGUCCUGGGGCGCUGCCCGAGCCGGCGUGCCUGGAAAAGCAGACGGGCGAGUACGAGCUGACCUGGGGCCCGUGGCAUGUCCCGGGCUGGGUGGGCACGGCCAACAACGCCGUCAGCCUGGCGUACAUGCUUGUUGUUUGGGUCUUUGGCUUCUUUCCCGCGGUACGUGUCGUGGACGCGCCGCACAUGAACUACAGCAGCGUGGUGUUUGGGGCUGUGGUCAUGUACAGUACCUUGUAUUACUACGUCUGGGGAAGGAGGCAGUACAAGGGCCCCGUCAUUGAGAUUAGCCCCUGA
Messenger RNA from Ustilaginoidea virens, 1404 nucleotides. RefSeq lists its product as uncharacterized. Gene Ontology annotation, cellular component: membrane. The coding region runs from base 1 to 1404 and encodes 467 amino acids. The record is from RefSeq and is a predicted model, not a curated record. Gene Ontology annotation, molecular function: transmembrane transporter activity. Lineage: Eukaryota; Fungi; Ascomycota; Sordariomycetes; Hypocreales; Clavicipitaceae. The transcript is spliced from 4 exons. Gene Ontology annotation, biological process: transmembrane transport.